AUGGCUGGCCGACGAUCUGGAUUACAGCAACAGGUGAUCAACUUUUACAGAGAAUGCUUCCGUGAAGCAAGAAAGAAACCAGUGGAAGCACGGCCCCGGUUUCAUGCAUACAUUCGACGCGAGUUUCGAGCACACAACAUCCGCAAAAACGACUUUGUUACUAUAGAAUACAUGCUACGUCGAGGCAAGAAACAACUAGAAACCUACAGCAACCCCAGUAUCCAAGACAUCCACUUGUAA
Messenger RNA from Lichtheimia ornata, 240 nucleotides. RefSeq lists its product as uncharacterized. The record is from RefSeq and is a predicted model, not a curated record. The transcript has 2 exons. Gene Ontology annotation, biological process: mitochondrial respiratory chain complex II assembly. Bases 1 to 240 code for a protein of 79 amino acids. Gene Ontology annotation, cellular component: mitochondrion. Lineage: Eukaryota; Fungi; Mucoromycota; Mucoromycetes; Mucorales; Lichtheimiaceae.